Molecule: messenger RNA, 2447 nt
Organism: Hyaena hyaena (striped hyena)
Lineage: Eukaryota; Metazoa; Chordata; Mammalia; Carnivora; Hyaenidae
Gene: GAB2
Product: GRB2 associated binding protein 2
Exons: 10
Coding region: 160-2196 (678 amino acids)
Source: RefSeq, a predicted model, not a curated record
GGGCCCGCGCCGCGCCGCCUCGUCCUCGCCCCGCGGCCGCUGGCCGCCCCGGCCCCUCCCCUCCCCCGUGAGCUGCGCACCGCCGGCCGGCCGACCCAGCGGCCCGCGCUCGCGCCCUUGUCCGCCCGACCCCGCGGCGGGCUCCAGGCGGCCGGCAACAUGAGCGGCGGCGGCGACGUGGUGUGCACCGGCUGGCUGAGGAAAUCGCCCCCCGAGAAGAAGUUGAGGCGCUAUGCCUGGAAGAAACGAUGGUUUAUCCUGCGAAGUGGCCGGAUGAGCGGUGACCCAGAUGUUCUGGAAUACUACAAGAAUGAUCACUCUAAGAAGCCCUUGAGGAUCAUCAACCUGAACUUCUGUGAGCAGGUGGAUGCAGGCCUGACCUUCAACAAGAAGGAGCUGCAGGAUAGUUUUGUGUUUGACAUCAAGACCAGCGAGCGCACCUUCUAUCUGGUGGCCGAGACGGAGGAGGACAUGAAUAAGUGGGUCCAGAGCAUCUGCCAGAUCUGUGGCUUCAAUCAGGCUGAGGAGAGCACAGACUCACUGAGAAACAUGUCCUCUGCCAGUCACGGCCCCCGCUCUUCUCCAGCGGAGCUCAGCAGCUCCAGUCAGCACCUUCUCCGAGAACGCAAGUCCUCGGCCCCGUCGCACUCCAGCCAGCCAACCUUGUUCACCUUUGAGCCCCCUGUGGCCAACCACAUGCAGCCCACCUUGUCCACCAGUGCGCCUCAGGAGUAUCUCUACUUGCACCAGUGCAUAAGCCGGAGAGCGGAAAAUGCAAGGAGUGCCAGCUUCUCUCAGGGCACCAGGGCCUCGUUUCUCAUGAGGAGCGACACAGCUGUACAGAAACUUGCCCAGGGUAAUGGGCACUGCGUCAACGGGGUCAGCGGUCAAGUCCAUGGCUUCUAUAGCCUCCCCAAGCCGAGCCGGCACAAUACAGAAUUCAGAGACAGCACCUACGACCUCCCCCGGAGCCUGGCCUCCCACGGCCACACCAAGGGCAGCCUCACAGGCUCCGAGACCGAUAAUGAGGACAUAUACACCUUCAAGACACCCAGCAACACUCUAUGCCGGGAGUUUGGGGACCUCCUGGUGGACAAUAUGGACGUUCCAGCCACCCCGCUCUCAGCCUACCAGAUCCCUAGGACGUUCACGCUGGACAAGAACCACAACGCCAUGGCAGUGGCCACUCCCGGGGAUUCGGCCGUAGCUCCCCCUCCCCGACCCCCCAAGCCAAGUCAGGCAGAAACACCUCGGUGGGGCAGCCCUCAGCAGAGACCUCCAGUCAGCGAAAGCAGCAGACACGUCGCCGCCGCUGCCACCAUCCCCAGGCGCAAUACCCUCCCGGCCAUGGACAGCAGCCGGCUCCACCGAGCUUCCUCCUGUGAGUCCUACGAGUACCCUCAGCGAGGGGGCGAGAGCGCAGGCCGGUCUGCCGAGUCCAUGAGUGAUGCGGUCCGUUCUUUCCUGCCAGGGAAAACGCUCGUAGGCCGAUCAGAUAGCGCCAAUUCUGAGGACAACUACGUGCCCAUGAAUCCCGGUUCCUCCACCCUGCUGGCCAAGGAGCGAGCAGGUGAUAAUUCCCAGAGUGUCUACAUCCCCAUGAGCCCAGGACCCCAUCACUUUGAUGCGCUUGGCUACCCCUCAACAGCCCUUUCUCUGCACCGGGGGCCCAGCCGAGGGAGUGAGAUCCAGCCACCCCCUGUCAACCGCAACCUCAAACCUGACCGGAAAGCAAAGCCAACACCACUUGACCUGAGAAACAACACUGUCAUCGAUGAGCUCCCCUUCAAGUCCCCUGUCACCAAGUCUUGGUCUAGGGCUGUUCACACCUUCAACUCCAGCUCCUCCCAGUACUGCCGCCCCAUCUCCACACAGAGCAUCACCAGCACGGACUCUGGAGACAGCGAAGAGAACUACGUCCCUAUGCAAAACCCCGUGUCUGCGUCUCCCCUCCCCAGCGGCACCAGCAGUCCGGCCCCGAAGAAGAGCACGGGCAGCGUUGACUAUCUGGCCCUGGACUUCCAGCCGAGCUCCCCCGGCCCCCACCGCAAGCCGUCCACGUCCUCCGUGACUUCUGAUGAGAAGGUGGACUACGUUCAGGUGGACAAGGAGAAGACCCAGGCCCUGCAGAGCACCAUGCAGGAGUGGACGGAUGUGCGGCAGUCCUCGGAGCCUUCCAAGGGUGCCAAGCUGUGACACGGGCCACCGAGUCUAGGGAGGCACCUGGAGGUCGAGUCUCCGGCACCUCCCCAUCUGUCUGCCCCCGUCUCCCGUUGUCCCCUCCACUCUGGCCUUCAAAGCACUUGCUGUCAGGGACCUUGAACCCUUCUCCUGGGAGGUAAGGGCCUGACUGAGGCACUACUCUGCCCACUCGGGGCCCACCUUUGAUUUUUAUCAGUCACGGCCCUGCCUCUACCCACCUUAGUUAGAGCUAUUGCCAAAAAGCA